AAUAUUCUCCGUGGACUCGGAGUUGAGCGGACUUGUUGCAACCUUGCAGCUGAAGCGGCGGAAAUGGAGGUGCAGUCCCCGGUAGCCGGCGUUGUCGGGAGCUCCGGCUCCGCCGCCGAGCUCGGCCGACGGAUGCUGGAAGCUGCCGAGGAAGCCGUGAGCAGGUGGGCGUCCCAGGAGGCUGCUGGGGAUGGAGGUUACGGCGUCUCCGAUCUCGCUGGGCUCGUGCCGGCGGUCAGGGAUCUCAUCUCCCUCGCCUCGAACGGCGGCGCCUACAGCCAACGCGCUAGGUUUGCUUUGGAGUUUGCAAUGGAACACCUUGAGGAUGACUUCCGUCAAGUUCUUAUUUCCAGCACAUACUUUCAUCCUCCUGACAAUCUCCCAGCUUCACUAUAUGACAGCAUUGCGCUGCCUGUCCGGUCCUUCUCUUUCUCAUCAAUAACCAACUUGGAAGCUGCCCGCUUAUCCUCAUUCACAACAAGCUCUGGUGAUGAUAGCCCAACAUACUCUACUGGACACAGCAGACAUUCUCUAUCCCUGGAGAAGGUACACCUGUAUCUCAUCGACCCUGAAGCUUCGAUAGUGCUAAAGGAUAUUGCUGAGCUUAUGAUGCUUGCUGGAUACGCAUCAAACCUUUCUCGUGUCUACGGUGAAAUCCGUAAUAGGACAUUAAUGCAGUGCCUAUGUCUGCUUGGUAUUCAAAUUGAGCUUAAGAGCUAUAAUCCAACAUCAGCUCCUGUUGAAAGUGAAUGCAAUAUGCAAUUAUAUUUAGACCAACAAAACAUGCAAAUGUGGAUCCAAGCUCUGAGAGUAAUUGUUGGCAUAGUAUUUCCUGAAGAGCGUCAGGCUUGCACCCAGAUUUUUGGGUCCGACAACAAGGUGGAGGUAGAUUGCUUUGCUAGUGCCACUACUCGUGUUAUUCAACAAUUACUUGCAUUUGGAAGCUUGAUCACCAAUGUGAAAGAACAAUAUGAGAAACUACCUUUACUAAUACAAAUGCAUGAUGAAUUUGUAAGGCUUAAACCAAGUAUGGAAGCCUGGUAUGGUAAUGCCAAGGAUGUGAUCAGCCAGGAGGCAGGCGUGCUUCUUGACAAGCUUAGGGAAGAAGCACUUCGUCUGCUAUUCAAGCUCUCAGAUGCACAGACCAACCAUGAGUCGUACGAAAGGAUAGUGCUCGAUGGCAGUGUCCUGCCGUUUCCUCAGUAUACCAUGGGUGUUAUCAAACAACUUGCUAGCUACAGUGACACACUCAAUCUUAUUUUACCAGUUGAGGUGGGUGGUGAUGGCACUGUGACUAUGAACCCCUGGAAGACCUACGUGCUCACGCUGCUCACUCAGAUGCAGUUAAAUACUGAUGACAAAUCCAAAUCUUACAAGGAUGAACGCCUACAGCACAUAUUCCUGAUGAACAAUGCAAUGUAUGUGCUUGAAAAGUCACGGUCUCCUGAUCUGAAGAUAUUGUUUGAAGACAGAUGGAUCACUGAACAGCUUACCCAGGUGGAACGGCACGCAACAGCCUAUCUCCGAGCUUCGUGGGCAGGAGCUCUGUUUCAUUUGAGUGACGCAGACUUCAGACAAAGAAACGAUCCGGCAGGAAGACUUAAGAGCUUCAAUUCAACAUUCAGAGAAAUAAGCAGGGUCCAGACGACAUGGAAAAUCCCCAACCCUCAGCUUCGACAGCACUUGCGCCUAGUUAUACUGCAGCAGAUUAUUCUGGCUUACCGGACAUUCCUGAAACGGUUUGGUAAUCUUCUGAAGGAUCCCUCAAAAUCCAUAAAAUACACUCCUGAGGAUAUAGAGAAUCAUGUGUUAGACCUAUUUGAGGGCUAGGAUUGGGUACCAAACAUGCAAGUCUCGUGCUAUCACGCACCGAGUACUGGAGAUUACAAGUGUAUUGAUCAACCUCUGGUAGAAUAGAACUCAUUCAACACAUUAAUGUGAAUAUACCUUUUUCAGAUAAUUUAAUGUAAUUGUGUAUAUACUAUGCUAUAAGCCUAUGGAUAGACUAUAUAUUAAUAUGUACAUGCAAAUCUAUGUUACAUAUGUUCUUGCCUGUACGUGGGUUUGUGA
Oryza brachyantha (malo sina) is the source of this 2070-nucleotide messenger RNA. Its product is annotated as exocyst complex component EXO70A1-like. Gene Ontology annotation, biological process: exocytosis. NCBI's taxonomy places the organism in Eukaryota, Viridiplantae, Streptophyta, Magnoliopsida, Poales, Poaceae. The record is from RefSeq and is a predicted model, not a curated record. The transcript is spliced from 2 exons. Bases 64 to 1830 code for a protein of 588 amino acids. Gene Ontology annotation, molecular function: phosphatidylinositol-4,5-bisphosphate binding. Gene Ontology annotation, cellular component: exocyst.